Leptosia nina is the source of this 705-nucleotide messenger RNA. The record is from the annotation of a GenBank genome assembly. NCBI's taxonomy places the organism in Eukaryota, Metazoa, Arthropoda, Insecta, Lepidoptera, Pieridae.
AUGGUCGUGCAUUUCGUGAUUCUUGCGUUAAUCGCGUAUCCAAUACAUGCGCUUGCGCAGACCAAAGCAUCAAUAUGGGUCGACGUUGGCCCACAUUCAGCCGAAAACCUGGAAACCGCAACGCAACACACCCCAGAAAUCCUAAAAGAACUCCAAUCCGCGACGGAAGACGCUCUCCUCCUUUACACGGAGUAUACGGCACAGUCCAGCACCGAAAUUAAGACUUUCAUUAGGAAUAUAUCUAGACUGACCGAAGAUACAGUCCGCAGCAUGAACAAGACUUCAUUGGAUAGCGCUCCAACCGAAUGCAGAACAGAGUUCGAGAAACGUCUCAAGAAGAUAGAGUAUGACGCACAUCGUUCCGCCAUUUUCAGUGGAGAGAACCAUCACAAGUUCUUUUUGGGACACAUGAUUGUCUUUCGAAUGCAUCUCAACAAGAGCGACGAAUACAUACGAAAGUGUGAUAAAAUAAUCAAGACGUGUGGUACAGCGUGUGAAUCAACGCCCCGUAUUAUCAGAUGGAGGCGACUCGCUUUAGCGGAGAUCAAAAGAGUAAGAGACGACAUACAGACUUCACGCAGAUCGUACAAGGAUCUUUUGAUGCACGCCCAUCGCAAACUGAAUCACUUCAGACGGCGCGCCACCUCGCGGGCUACUGAAGCAGUCUUGGUUUUAGAAGCUUGUACAAGGCGGAGUGCGAGAUAA